Molecule: messenger RNA, 2790 nt
Organism: Triticum turgidum subsp. durum (durum wheat)
Lineage: Eukaryota; Viridiplantae; Streptophyta; Magnoliopsida; Poales; Poaceae
Source: the annotation of a GenBank genome assembly
AUGGAGGCGGCUCUGGUGAGUGCAGCGACGAGAGCCUUGAAACCCGUCCUGGAGAAGCUAGGCGCUCUGGUGGGCGACAAGUACAAGAGGUUCAAGGGUGUCCGUGACGAUAUCAAGUCACUCACGCGUGAACUCACUGCCAUGGAAGCAUUUCUUCUCAAGAUGUCAGAGGAAGAGGACCCUGAUUUUCAGGAUAAGGUGUGGAUGAAUGAGGUGCGGGAGCUCUCUUAUGACAUGGAGGACUCCAUCGAUGACUUCAUGCAGAGUGUGGGCAGCCAAGAUUCAAAGCCAGAUGGUUUCUUGGAAAAGAUGAAGAACUCGUUGGGGAAGAUGAAGGCUCGUCGUCGCAUCGGAAAUGAGAUCCAUGAUCUGAAGAAACAGAUCACAGAGGUGGCGGAGAGGAAUGAAAGGUACAAGGCUCGUGAGGCCUUCUCCAAGGCCAAGAAUACAACCAUUGAUCCUAGAGCUCUUGAUAUCUUUAAGCAUGCCUCUGAGCUUGUCGGAAUUGAUGAACCCAAGGCUGAGGUAAUUAAAUUGUUGACUAAAGGUGUGUCAACGCAAGAGCAAGUGAAGCUGGUCUCUAUCGUAGGAUCUGGUGGGAUGGGCAAGACAACUCUUGCAAAUCAAGUGUAUCAAGAUCUCAAAGGAGAAUUUAAAUGUCGGGCCUUCUUAUCUGUGUCGAGAAAUCCAAACAUGAUGAAUAUCAUGAGAACUAUUUUUAGUGAAGUCAGUGAGAAAGAUUAUGCUAACACUGAAGCAGGGAGUAUACAACAACUCAUUAGCAAGACCGCCUAUUUCCUGGCAGACAAAAGGUAUUUUGUUGUUAUUGAUGAUAUACGGGACGUGGAUACAUGGCAUGUUAUCAAGCUUGCAUUUCCCGUGACUAGUUCUGGAAGUAUCAUAAUCACCACUACCCGUAUAAAUGAAGUUGCUGAAUCAUGUUGUUCAACGCCAUUCAGUGGAGAUAUUUAUUGCAUGAGGCCUCUUGACAUGGUGCACUCUAGGCAGUUAUUUUACACAAGACUAUUCAACGCCCAAGAAAACUGCCCCGCACACCUUAAAACAGUUUCUGAGCAUAUUUUGAGAAAAUGUGAUGGGUUGCCUUUGGCAAUCAUUGCUAUAUCUGGUUUGUUGGCUAAUAUUGAAAGGGUAGAAGGUCCAUGGAAACAAGUUGAAGAUUCGAUUGGUCGAGCACUUGAAAGAAAUACCAGUGUUGAAGGAAUGAAGAUACUAUCACUUAGUUACUUUGAACUGCCUGCUCAUCUAAAAUCUUGUCUCUUAUGUUUGAGUACAUUCCCUGAAGAUUCUGUUAUUAGGAAGAAAGUUUUGAUAAAUAGGUGGAUUGCUGAAAGAUUAAUUCAUACAGAAGCCGGAUAUAGUACAACAUAUGAGUUUGGAGAAAGGUGUUUUAAUGAGCUCAUCAACAGGAGUUUGAUCCAACCUUUGAAAAUGGGUAACUAUGAUAGGGUAAAGAGUUGUCGACUUCAUGACACAAUUCUUGAUUUCAUCAUAUCCAAAUCCGUCGAAGAAAACUUUGUUACUUUGGUAGGUGUUCCUAGUUUGUCUGUUGGGACACAAAGCAAAGUUCGUCGGCUCUCCCUGCAAGCCGGCAAGCAAAAAGAAUUGAUAGUGCCAAAAGGCUUGGUGUUGUCUCAUGUCCGAUCACUUGAUGUGUUCGGAGAAUCCGUGAAAAUCCCUUCUAUGGAUAAGUUCAGGCAUUUGCGUUUUCUGGACUUUGAAGGUUGCAAACAACUGGAGAACCAUCAUCUUAAAAAUAUAGAUAACUUGUUUCAGCUCAGGUACCUGAGCCUUCAUGGGGUGAAGAAAGUAAGCAACCUCCCAGAACAAAUUGGACGCCUAUGGUGCUUAGAGACACUGGACUUAAAUGGUACCUCUGUUUGCGAGUUACCAGCAUCUAUUGUCAAUCUCAAGAGACUGGUGCACCUAUUAGUAAACCAUAAUGUUACACUUCCUUGUGGAAUUUCCAAGCUGCAAGCACUGGAGAAAUUGAAGGUUGUCACUGUCUAUAACCAGUCAUUUAACUUGCUGCAAGAAUUUGAGCAUCAGCCGAGCCUGAAGGCGCUGACCCUUGAUUUUGAGGAUUAUAAUUCUGCUGACCGAGUGAAUGCUGAAAAUGAGUCCAAGAAAGAUAUUGUUGUCGCUUCCCUUAAAAACCUAGGGAACCUUCUCUCCUUAGCUGUUUGGGAUGGCCCUGAAUUUGUAAGGGAGUCUUUGUGCCCUAUGCCACUUAGCCUUCAGAAGCUGAAAGUCUGGCGUUCUAGUAUUCCCCAUGUUCCAAAGUGGGUGGGCUCCCUUGUCAACCUCCAGGAGUUACGCCUUGAAUUGUUCAGACCUGAGCAGAAAGAUUUAUAUAUCCUUGGAGGCUUACCUGUUCUGCGUUGUCUGGUUCUGGAAAUUGAUGACUGUGAAACUAUAAAUACUCCUUUAACAGAAGAGCCUGAAGUUACAAGGGUCAUAGUCUGUGGUGAAGUUGGAUUCCCGUGCUUGAGGAUAUUUGUUUAUGAUAAUCGGUAUGCUUGGAUGAAUUUGACCUUUGCCGCUGGAGCCAUGCCCAAUGUAGAUGACCUUUUGAUAGCAUUUGACCCAGAAGAAACUGAGUCUGUCGGUACUAGUGGUGAUUUUGAUCUCGGAAUCGAAUAUCUCCCCAGCCUCGUUAGAAUCAGAUGUGUGGUAUGGGGAUUCAAUAGCAGCAGAGUUGAGGCUGCAGAGACUGCCAUUCGGGAAGCAGCCUACGCACAUCCCAACCGCCCUACUCUACGCUUCGACUGA